Molecule: messenger RNA, 525 nt
Organism: Erpetoichthys calabaricus (reedfish)
Lineage: Eukaryota; Metazoa; Chordata; Cladistia; Polypteriformes; Polypteridae
Product: potassium voltage-gated channel subfamily E member 2-like
Exons: 1
Coding region: 160-525 (121 amino acids)
Biological process (GO): negative regulation of delayed rectifier potassium channel activity; membrane repolarization during action potential; ventricular cardiac muscle cell action potential
Cellular component (GO): membrane
Molecular function (GO): delayed rectifier potassium channel activity; voltage-gated potassium channel activity involved in ventricular cardiac muscle cell action potential repolarization; potassium channel regulator activity
Source: RefSeq, a predicted model, not a curated record
GACUUUGGGAUGUGGCUAUUUUCUGUCAUAAGUUAUUUUGUCAAACUGUGACAACAACAUUUACAGUUGCCUUUACAGGCUAAAAGAUACUUGAUGGUGUGAGUGAACCCAAAAAGUAACCUGAGUGGUCUCCUUUUUCAUUUAACAGAACCCUUAAAAAUGUCCAACUCUGCUAAUCUAACACAGAUUUUGGAAGAUGCAUUUAAGAAGAUCUUCAUAAACUACAUGAAUGAGUGGCGCCAGAAUGAAACUAUUAACCAGAAAUAUGUGAAAAACAGACUGGCAGCCGAGAAUUUCGACAAUGUUAUUUGGUACCUGAUGGUUAUGAUUGGGAUGUUCUCCUUUAUAAUUGUGGCAAUUCUGGUGAGCACCGUGAAGUCAAAGCGAAGAGAACACUCUGAUGACCCUUAUCACAAAUACAUCGAGGAGGACUGGAAUGCCAAGCUUAAAAUCCAGAUAUUAAACAUGGACUACAUUCAGGAAAACCUUGGGGCAAAAUCAUAUGCUGAACCCUGCUCACCAUAA